This is a messenger RNA of Solenopsis invicta (red fire ant), 9940 nucleotides long. Its product is annotated as serine-rich adhesin for platelets. NCBI's taxonomy places the organism in Eukaryota, Metazoa, Arthropoda, Insecta, Hymenoptera, Formicidae. The transcript is spliced from 7 exons. Bases 3121 to 8454 code for a protein of 1777 amino acids. Gene Ontology annotation, molecular function: chitin binding. Gene Ontology annotation, cellular component: extracellular region. The record is from RefSeq and is a predicted model, not a curated record.
UAAUUUGUAAAUUCAAUACUUUCAAAAUGCGAUUCAACAGAGCUACAUAUACGAUUGCCUAAUCGUAUCUUUUAGUGAAAAAUUAAACAUUGUAAUAACCGAUACCUGAAACAAGAAGCUACAGUUUCCAACAUUUAUUUGCAUACAUAUAGGAAGUAUAAUAAAAAAUAACUCAAGUGAUACGUAUUUGGCAACUCUCUCCCCUAUUUGGAUAAAGAAAUACCACGUUGUUGUAUAAAAUUAGAUCUUCCAUCUGCAAUUAUGAGACAUGACGACGUUAUUUUUGGUACUAUGGUCGCAGAAGUUAUUCCCCCGCGCAGAGGGGCCAGACAUAAAAGGAGCAUUCACGAAAAAUCGGGCAGCAAGAACGAGCUCGGAUUCGAGAGAUCGGACGGAAGGUAGGGUAAGUGAAUUGUCGCGAAGGUCGCCCAGCUCACUUUUCCCUCGCACUUUUCUCGACUGAUUCUCGGCUCCUUGCGGACCUCUUACUCCCGUCUGUCUGCCUGUCUGUCUGUCUGUUACACUUCCAUUUCACUGCACCGCUACGAGCCGUUCCCAUAAGCGGCACAGUUAAUUUCAAUGCUCAACGCGCGGUUCCCAUAUAAUAUAAUAAAGCAUAACGAAUAUGUGCUCACGUGCACAUUUUCUCAUUAUACGUUUUUACGUUAUAUUAAUACAUUCGCACGCGGUCAUUAUUACGCUCGUCACGGCCGAAAACUAUCUUCUUCUUGCGAGAGUCGAACGUUUCUCAUGUAAUGUGAAAUUGCAGAAAAUCCAGCCAGCCAGUUGUAUACAGACAUUAAUAUAAUGACGCGCGGCUAUCGUCUAAAGAUCUUCUUAAAAAAAGAUUUCGGAUGAAUUAUUUGGCAAUCGCGAUAUUAAAAAUCGAUUAGGCGGUCCGACGAAUGCGAUGAGGAUUGCGGCGACUCGGUCGUGUUUCUUUGUCGCAUUGACAGGGUGGUGAUUAAAUCGUCGAGAGUGACGCUGAUGAACGCGCAAUUUCGGCGAUGUCCAUCGAAAGUGUGACGUUGAUACUCGGCGUUCCGUGAACGACCCCGUGAACUGAACUCUGCCCUCGAGACUGUAACGCAUAUAACGCGGCGGCUUCGUCUUUUUUCGUUAAGAGUAAUUAUUGCCGCGCUACGACGGCUCGUAAACGACGAUUCGUGAUUUAUGUUCUGAGUUACGCGCGCGCGAAACGUUCACGAAAAAACGCGUGAGACUCACCGUUGCGUAACGAGCGGAUAAUAAUAAUAAAUAAUAAUAACUUUAUUGCUCGUGUGCAAGAUCUGAUUCCGAUGAAUCGCGUAGCUCUAAGAAGUACAGAGAAAAUGGAGAAAAUGUAUGAGAAGAAAAUGAUUAUUAUUUAUAAAAAUAAAAUUUCUUAGGGUUAACUCUAUUCUUAAACAUCAGAGUGAUCUUUAAUUAAUUUUUUAAUUUUUGGAAAUAUCUAAACAAUUGACUGCAAUUUUAGUUACUCAAAAAUUAGUAACAUUGAAAAUUGUUAUUUUUUGACGUAAGUCUUACACAUAACAAAUAAAUAACAAUGACUAUAGAAGCCUUAUUUGAUAAGUCGUUUAAAACAAAAUUUUCUUAUUUCAAGGAAGAGAUGGAAGGAAAUUAAUAAAAUAAUUAUUUAUAUCAAAAAUAUUGAAAAAAAUAGAGACGGGGUAGAAAAGGAGGAUCCUAUGAUAAGGUAAAAUUUGCUUCAUCUCGAGAUCAAGAUUCUCCGGAACCGACAGAAGAAAAUGGAUUGAAGGCAAAACGGAGUCAAAACAGAUUAACGCAAAGUAAAAUGAAACUUAAUAAAAAUAAAUCACUUAAAAAUGUGUGUAUAAAAUUCAUGCUUUGUAAAUCGACAUUUUUUCGAGUGAGAACUUCCUCUGUAAAAUGGUAAAGAUUUUCUCAAUUGUUUAUUGGGAACUCGAGUUAUUUUUUAUAAAGGAUCGCGUACACGCACUUUUAAAGAACUACCGAUUUACCCGGUGGAUUUGGUGCUCCAAGCAGGAUAGCGGUGCCAGAACAAGAGAAGGCUCCGAUGGACGAAGGAGAAAGAGAAAGAGGGGAUCUCGUGCUAACAGAAGGGAUAAGAAACCCAUGCACGUACUCUUACCAGCGGUGCGACGACUUCAGUCUGACGAUCGCUUCCACGGAGCGAGGUUGACCGAGUCCGACGUUAAUUCGGGAUCAUCCGUCGGCCCGAGCACACGGUGAUUUGGAUCCUUGCGUGUGAUCGGUGCAAAAAGAAAAAAAAAAGAGGAAAAAAGAUUCUGUGUGCUCCGAAAUUUUGGCGCGAUAAAAACAUUCCUUUAGGCCCUACUUCCUAAUCAAAUUCAAGAGAGAUCAAAUUUCGAAACGCGAGUGACCAGACCGUUUGACGACGUCGAAAAAUCACGCGUGUAAAAUUUGCAACCCUCUAAGAAUAUCGUAUCAUUAAACGGAUGCUGCGAUAAAAAGCAAAGAGAAAAGAAGUUCCCCUUUUCACUGUCCAAAUCGUUUAACUGUUUCCGGGAACGCGCGAAGGCAGAUCGGAGAGCUGGUUCUUCCGGUAUUUUAUUGUCGCGAUAAUUUACAUAAUAAUUGAAAUUACUCAGUACUCCCCGCGGUUCGACUAUUUCUCGCGUAGAAAAAGAAAAACGUGUUCUCGCGCGCGUUUUCGCGAUUCGUGACUUCGCCGUGAGGAAGCCGCUGACGUCGCGGUGCGCGAAGUGCGUGGAGUGCUGCCGACGGGAGAAAGUGCGAGUUCGCUGUGCGUCGUUGUUCGAUUUUUCGGUGGAUACACACCCGCGGGGCGACGAGGCGACGGAAUCGAUGAUCGAUCGUCAUCGGCGGCCCGCUCGACGAUGAGAGACUGGCGUCUCCUCAGGACAGCAUGAUCCUUGACGCGUGCGACCGUCCGCGUGCGUUAACAUGCGCGAAGGCAAGCGAGUCCGCGGGUACCGCUGGAUCCUCCUGAAGUGAUAACGUCUGGAUCAGAGAGACGGAGAUUCCCGCUGGCUCUGGGGCAAGGAUCGUCGAACGUCGAGUGACAGGGAGACUGAUCGCGAGAACCGAUCGCGAGGACAAUCGUUGUCCGGCAGACGCGAGCUACAGGCUGAAGAAAUCAAUCAUAUCGUAGCCAUGAACCUCGCGCUGCAUGGAUUUUUGCUGCAGGUUUUCGUGUCGAUUCUCGACUUUCGUCAUGGCCGUUUGUUAUGCAGCGCGGGGGAACCUGGCUAUCUGGACUUUGACAACCUGCCGGAGACGAAUUUCUCGUGUCAAGGAAAGGUGAUAGGCGGAUACUACGCGGACGUCGAGGCGGGCUGUCAAAUGUUUCACGUCUGCACCAUCGGCCAGAAAGACGAGAUUAUGGACAUAAAAUUCCUCUGUCUGAACGGGACCGUCUUCGACCAGGAGACCAGAGUCUGCGAGAGGGUUGACGAGGUCGACUGCAGUAAGAGCGAGCGAUUCUACAAUCUGAAUCUGGAGCUCUACGGCAACAACGCUGUGACGCUCAGCUUGCACGAGAACGGCGAGGACGAGGACGAUCUGACGAUCGACUCGAUAGAGGAUCAUCAGCUGCGAACUACCUCGGCGCGACCCAGUACGACCAGCACGACCAGCACUACGACGUCCCGACCCAGCAAAUCGUCCACCACGGCCGCCAGCGGUUCCUUCCAGCAUCCGGCCGGCUAUCCGCAGCACUAUCAACCGCAGCCGCCGUUCCCCCAGGUGCACACGAGCCAGUCCAAAUCGCUGUACGACGACAAAAACGGUGGCUACCAUCACCAGUACAUCUUCCACAACGGCGGUGAGCGCACCAGCAAUCAGGCCACGUCCUACCAGUUGUUCAGCAAUCAAGGCGGCGUAAGCUCGACGACCGUGCCACCGGCGCCACCCCCACCGCCCCCGCCGCAGAUCCAUCAAAUCAGGUACAGCUCGACGGUAGGCCCGCCGCCGCAGAUCAUUCACAGCGAACCGUCCACCGUGACGCCGCUGUUCCGCGCGACGUCCCCCACGAUACAGACGCUCCUCAAUAGCAACGAGAACAGCCCAGCGGCCUUGAUCAACCCCAUCUUUCAUAAUCACGGAAUUGCGAGCACCACCGAACACUUCACCGUCCACAGCAACAAUCCGCGCGAGACCACUGACUAUCGCGACGACAGCGAUGAGGAUCAAGAGCAGGAAAUAAGGGCACUGGAGGCGAUACAGUCGGCGAACAAAGGCAAGAUUUCUAAGCUGACGAUAUCUCCGGUGCCGAGCCAACAAGAGUCGUCCCGAACAGUGCAGACCAAAACAAGCCAAAAGUCUCAGCAGCAACAGCAGCAGAGGAUAUCAGGUAACUUCCUGCCGACCCCGGCUACGGUUGAGACGACUGUCCGAUCAUUCUAUCCGACACCGAGGCCUUCACCGAAGCCCUCGCAGUCGUCGGUUACUCACCAAGUUACCCAACACAUUCACGUGUCGCCGGGCGUGACGGUGUCGCAGCUUAAGCCCCAUCAGAUCACUAUAAAUCUACCGCCGCCGGAUAUCCAGAGAAUCGUGCAGAAUCCAUCACCUUUGCUACCUUCGCAGUCCCGGGUGAUCGUCACGGCGAAGGCGAGCGUGAGUGACGAAUCUGGCAGACCACUGAACACCACGCAAUUGGUAACGUUGCCGUUACCGACUAUACCAGCCAGUUAUGAUGACUACAAGGAAGGUGACGAGUCCUUCGAUCCCUUUUAUCGCGAUGUUCCAAAAAUUCGCAAAAAUCGACAAGACACGAGGGAGGAGAUGGGAGUCUCACGUGGGAAACGAUCGCUCGAGCAACCCUAUCACUUCAUUUACGGAGUAGACAGUCGAGAAGACGGAGACUUCAAGGCGAUACGAAAGAACGAACCUUGCGGGAAUGAAGAUAAUGCGACAAACAAAGGAAGCACUCGUGCCAAGAUCAACAUUGAAGAUUUUCGAGCUCUCAGAGAGAGUCUGAUAAAAUUUAGGGAUAUCUUAUUUAGUAAUGAAGCGAAUGAAGAUACCUCUCGUAACGAUACUGGAGAAAUUAAAAAUAGUACCAAACGUGUUGGGAUAAAUAACGAAACUUUUGUUACGACAUCUGUAAAGUCUGUGGACGACAAUACGAUAAAAAAAAAUAAUUACUUAGAAGAUUUAAAGACAGAAGGUUCAAAACACUUGAGUUUAAAUAAAGAUACGGAUGAAGAUGAGGAGGAAGAUUCGGCUCCAGUAGUUAGUGCUGAAAAAUUGCCUAAUAACGAAAAGCACAUUAAGCAUACGUCAGAAUUAGAACUUGAAAAUUACACCGAAACUACGACCGCUCGUCCACGAAAGAAGGACUCUCGGGAAGACGUUAUAGACAUAAUAAUACUCGAUAAUGAUUUCAAAGAGAAAGCCACGUCCGCAAAGACUGACGCACCCAUCGAGAUUAUCAUUGAAGAGGGAACGAAAUCUGGCACGCACAACGCAACGUCGAAGGCCAACAAGAAAGUUGCGCAUAGAGAACAAAUCGUGGGACAUCUAAUAAAAAAUGAAUCGGAAAAGCGAUCGAACUCCAUUGCUGGCGAGGAAAGACAACUGGUAGUUCCGCGCGAGACGAUCAAGCAAAAAGGUACCGGAGGCAGCGGAGAACGCAAAUCUAGCCCGAGAAGGAAUGGUUCUCGAUCGAGGUCCUCGAGAAGACGCAUAUCUUCGAGAAUAAGGCAGCAGAAAACGGAAAACUUCGAAGUGACGGAGGCAAUUCAGCAAAAAGAAGAUAUGGAACAAAUAACUACUACUCCUAAUAAUAUUGCUGCUACUAUUGUUGAUACGACUACUAUUCCUACUACUACUUCUACUACUACUGUAACCUCGUCUGUCGCACCUUUCGAGACAAAAGUUACGGAUCAAAUUGAUAGCACCAUUUUCGGGGAAACAGAAUCGCAAACUUUUAAACAAGUUGAUAUGAGAGCGAUUGACCAACGCAACACGAUGAGUUCGCAGGACAGCAAAAGCAGCGACAUCAGCAAGAAUAAGGAGUUGGAGCGAUCAUUCGAUCACCAGAUUAUGGAGAAUCACACGCAGAGUUCGGAUCUACGUGAUGAAACGAAGGAAGGAAAACGGGAAACGAAAUUGACGGAUUACACGCAAAGUACAGAUGAGGAAGAUACAACUUUCUUCACCGAGAAUCCGCGAAGCAUGGAAGAAGCGGAAACAACAGAAGUCACGAGCGUCUAUGACGAGGGAUUUUCUUCCAUGGAAUAUGUAUUUCCAGACGAUGAUGAAGCCGACACGAGUACAUAUGUAGGAGAAACUGAAGAGAGCUCUCAAGACAUACCUAGCACUUCUGACGAAGUUGUGAGUUCUCGUGAAGGUAACUUGGAGCAAGAAGAAUCGUUUUAUCGCGAGGACUCAAGCGAGAGAUCGAGCACCGAUGUUUCGAACGAAGAAGGUUUAACUUCGAGAUAUAGCGAGGAGGUAAAUUCCGAAGAAUUGAACGAGUAUCAAGAUACAACGGAAUCGUCCGCGGAGAGUACGCGCGGCAUCCAAGAAGAUUACAGGGAGACGGAAAGUACCGAGGGUUCCACCACGCUCGCGGAUUACACAAAUUUCGAGGAAUACAUUGAUUCUUUGGAAGAUCUCACGACUUCGGCCGAGGAGACCGAUGGCAGUACCGAGGGUGUUCUGAAAUUCACGGACGAACUUCCGCUGUCGGACGACAAAGAUAUCAUUGAAACAACGGAAGAGACGUCGGCGAGAUCCGACGAGAGCGGUGCUCACGACUACGUUGACGACAAUUACGAACCGGAGAAUUACAAAGGGACGGAAACCACGAUGAGAUCAGAAGAAUCCGAGCAGGAUAAGAAUAAAGAGAAAGAAGAGAAGAAUGACAAGAAGAAGGAAGAUACGUUAAUGAAAGAUCCUAAUCGUACGAAAAAUAUAGAGACGCAGCAGACCGACGAUAGUGUCGAGACGGAAACGCAAACGGAGUAUGCGGUAGAUGUCACGAAGAUCAAUGAUCUUCAGGAAAUGACAACUUUGUCGACCACAACGGCAGCGUUGACUACAUUGGCAGCGUCGACUACAACGGCAGCGUCAAUCACAACGGUAGCGUCACUCACAACGGUAGCAUCGACCACUACACCGUUGACCACAACAGCAUCGUCGACAACGGCAUCGAGCACAAUUACAACCACGAUCACCACCCCUCGACCGAAGAGUUUCACUCGUCGAUCGACUACCACUCCUCGUGCCACUCCGCCGAAACUCUUCAAGCCUACUGGAAAUAGGAGGAUUUACGCUUACAGCCCUCCUACAACAACCCCGAAUCCGGUCGUAAUCAAGCCGAGAGUGGGUCUAUUUAAUCCGAAGCCAUCGAAACCGCUUAAAACUUACAAUGAUUUGGCUCCAAAGCCGACGAUCAGGAAGCUCGUUUUAUCGCGAAAAUCUACCAUCGAACCUACUACUACUACUAUACUUACUACUGAAGAAAAAUUGAACACGGAGAAUUUAGAAAUGAUGACUGAGCCUAUGACGAUGACGACGGCGACGGCAGAAACGACGACGGUGACUACUACGGCCGCAGCAACGACGAUGACAGAGACAGCGACGACGACGGCGACGCUAACGACAACGACAACAGUGGCAGCGACGACGAUGGCGACGCCAACGACAACAGUGGCAGCGACGACGACAAUAACAGCGGAAGAGUCCAGCAGAAGCGAAGAAAACAACCUCGAGAGUAAACUAGAAAGGGACGAACAUAUAUCCCUUGAUCCUCCCGUGAAGAACGAUCAGACAGACAAGGAGGAUCAACUUUCGAGCUCGUCCGAGCAGAAUACUUCAACUAACUCUUCGCAGAACGUCGAUACGGCAACCACGACCACGAAUAUUGACGCUUUCACUCCUUAUUCUCUAUCUAAAUCGUCUAUCCUUGCAUCUUCCGCCGAGCAAACGACGGAGAUGAAUGCUAAAUCGCAAGAAACGACGGAGAAUAUUUUCGUGACGACCGUUUUACCAACGACGACGUUGCUACCUGAAAAGUCCGUUGAGAUUACGAAGAGUACCGAAAAGUAUCGCGAAGUAACGGAGAUCACCACGACAGCUUCCACUUCCAAAGUCUAUCAACAGGAAACCUCUUCGAUUUCUUCGAUUCCUCCGAUUCCCGAACGCGCGACGUCGGUUUCGAUCAAAACGACCAUCUUGCCCAAGGUGGUAGACGCCGACACCGUUGCGUCGAUGGAAGCCGCGAUUCUUAAAUCGAGCGGUCGGAAGCCCGUGAAAUCACGGAAGCAUCCGAGCUUCAAUUGCCUGGAGAAGGAGAUGUAUCGCUUCUAUGGCGACAUCAGGGACUGUCGAUUGUUCCACUACUGCUCGCCCGGUUUCACCUCGCGACAGGUGCUGGACUUCCGAUUCGUGUGCGAGGAAGGCACGGCGUUCGACGAGGUGACGCAGAGCUGCCGUCACGACGUGCGCAAUCGAAAGUGCCGAAAUCGCUCCUGGUGAGAGCAUUUCCUCGGGAGAGGAAAUAAGGGACGCUCCGCCGUUUCGUGUUCUUCGAAUCUCAUGUUUCCUCGAUCCCGUUGAUUUUGGUAAUUCGUGAAUCCUCUAGGACUCCUUAGCGUAUUUAUAUAUUUACUUCCUUUCUUUUUUUAAUACAACACGUAAGAAUAUUCUGAAGAAGAAGGGGCUUCCUUCUUCUCCUAAGCCAAUUGCCAUAGCGCCUCGCGCUGGAUUCACACUUAUUAAAGUUAAUGCGCUCCGAUCGACUCGCAAUCCGUCGAUCCGAGAGGGAAGCGAGGACGCACACCGUCGGCGCGGUGUCUCGUGCACCUGAACAAAAGAAGUCGCACUUAUCGUUAGCGUUAAGUAAGAGAGCAAAGAAGUCGGUUCCUACGUUGUCCUCGAGACGUGUGUCCUUGGCGCGAGAGACAUUGAGUUGGAGACAAUCGCGCGUAGCGAUUUAUAUCGCAAUUAUUCAAUCGCGCGGAUGAUUCAGAAACACGAAGCGUGAAUUUCUGAAUAUUGCCGAAUAUUGCCGAAGAAACUACACCUUACGGUUUAUCCGUGCUCUUAGCGUCUUGCUCGUACGCAGCGCGAUAACGAAUUAGCAACCGCCUUUUGGCCGAAUAAACGAUUUUUCAUCGAGAGACGAAGACGAAUAUAUUUUUGAUAAAACAUUUGCGAUUGCACUGUACUCACGUCAGUGGGAUAAAAGUAUUUUUAAUAGAAGAUUCUUAUAAAUUUCGUAUAAAAUACUUUUGAUAAAGAAUUUUUCGAAAUUAUAUUUUUUUAUAGAUUUAAAUAAUAUUAAUUGUCGUGUAUAUACCGGAAUAUAUCGAACUGAAUAGCGCAUGCAUAGGCGAUCGCAUCAUUUAUCGUCGAAUUAAUUCGUCACGGUAUCAAAAGUGCAAUUAGAUGAAACGUCAUUGCUCAAACGUUUAGAUACGAAAGUAGCUCGAUAAACGGUAGAUAUCUCGAAGUAAAGACAUUGCAAGACGUGUAGUCGAGUUAACGGAUGCAUUGCAACGACAUACGAGAAAGCCGAAGGAAGAGAGAUCAACGGCUUACAGUUUGCAUAAUUCGUAUAUUCAAUUACACGUAUUCUGCUAUCAGGCGCAACAGCGGCACACCCGUAACGUAAUGCCGAUCGGACGAUUCGCGUUACCUCUCGUAAAGCUCUUAAUUUCCUAUUACUAAUUAGCGCGCUUCAAUUACGAGCGGAAACGAGUGCGUCUUUAAGUCAACCGUAGAUAAAGUGUAGAUGUAUAUUUUUUUUGCGACCUUACUCCGAAACAUCUCUAGCAAUUUAGUUUAGAUAGAAUCUAGGAAAUUUGUGCGUGCCGCCAAAUGAGCUGGUAACUCGUUAUUAAUAAUUUACUGCGUGUGCAUAUACGUCGCGAGGAUACGUUUCACACGCACGUCCAAAUUUGUAUCUAUUAUAUAUUUUUUAAGCAACUGUACUAUGUCAAUAAUAAUUGUAUAUUCUAUA